GAAAACCGAGCUCCCGUGUGUUUGCUGUUCUCCCGUGCGUUGAUUUUGUGUAAACGUUGCGUUUCGUGGUGUUUUCGUGUGUGUUUCAUGAGCGCGCGUCUUUUUUCUGGCUGUUGUGUUGUCUGUUGAGCGUCUCUGAGCGGUUGUGUGUUUUCUGAGCAUCAAAAGACGACCGAACUCUAGGAGAUCAUGGAUGAGCUGAUGGAAAUGUUCAACUCCUUCAUCGGAGAAGCGCUUCUUUCGGAGCAAAACAUGGAGGAGGAGUUCAAGGAACUCGAAAGGAAGAUAAACCAGUGCGUAAAGCAGGCUACUGAGCGUGGUACGCCGGUGCAAAACAAGAAGCGCCCGAAACGGCAUGCGUCGAUCUCGGAGAAGGAUGAAAGAGACGCCAACAGCACCGUGACGAACGACGGGCGUUCCUCUUCUGGUCGUGGCUCGGCCAACAGAAUGUUGGAUGUCGCACCGAGCGAUGAACUGAUGGCGGGCGAGGAACCGGCGGCGGCUGCUGCUGUCAUGCCGCCUCCGCCAGCACCGGUGGCAGCUGUGGAAAAGGCUGCGCGCCCCUCACGAACUGCGCGGUUGAAAGCGCAAGAAAAGCUCAAAGAACCGAGCCUGGUAGAGAAAAUGCGCAACCCGAACACGAGCAUUAAGGUCAAAAUCGAACGUUCCUCGACCAUUGCUAAUAGCAGCACUUUAUCGAAUGAUAAAUCUCACCUGGAUAGCAAUCUGCACAAGACCCCCUCCACGUUCGACGAGAUGGAAGUUGAAAAUGAUGCCAAUCGUAUGAACCGUAUGGACAACGUGGUUCCACCGAUCGAUGAGGGCUUGAGCACUAACGACGGGGCAAACAAAGAGGGAAAACCUAAAAAUACGACCAGCAAUCAUCGGGAUUCUGGUGAGGAGGAAAUGGGCAAAGCUUCAUUGAUGGUCAUACAACCGACGGUUCCGAAGGUAGAGAUUGUGUCCGACGAAGAAAUGCCACCGCCGAAGAUGCCUGCACCGAAACCAGCCGCACCUCGGACCGGUCGAGGACGUGGUCGCCCACCGAAGGCCUCAAAAACCAAGAGUACCAUCCAACCGGAUGAGGAUACAAUGGGAAUAGUCGAGCCGAUUCGCGUUAAAACGGAAAAACUCUCGAUAGUUGAGUCGGCGGAGAGCACGUUCACUAUAACCCAGCCACCAUUGCGCCAGCUGAAUGUUGUAUUAGAGAAUAUGGCCAUUCCGAAGGGAACACCUCCGCAGGCAACAGCUAAAUCGACGCCUGGCAUGAGGACACCCGAUUAUAAAGGAACCGAUUUGGAGAAAACGGCCGGCACACCACCGCCGGCAACAACAACGUCGCCUGGCAUGGGAAUUCCGGAUGCUAAUGGGACUUAUUUGGUGGAAGCGGCCUUUCCAAAGGGAACAUUACCGCAGGCAACGGAAAUGGGACCUGGUUCGGGAACACCAGAUCCUAAUGGAACGUUUGCCAUUUCCACUUCAUCCUCUGGCAACAAUCGUUGUUUGCCCUCGGUACAGGAUGGAACGUUCGUGAUAGAGAAGAAUGAUUCUUCCAGCGAGCCGAAUCCCUCCGAGAGGAUGCAUCUGGUGAAUGCCAGUAUUAUGACCGAGGACGAUUCGGUGGUAGAGAACUCUCCACACCAACAACCUACUUUUGCAGGGCCUGCUGCUGCCUAUGUGAAACCGUCAUUUUCGAAAGCAACGACAGAAGCGAAAACAAAGAAGGCUUCUACGACUGGAACUUUAAAGAAAUCAUCCAGCACCAACGCCCUUGGUUCGAAUCGCAACGCCACUGCAGCACUGGCUGAUGCUGGCAAGAAGCAUAAGGAACUGUUUAAUCCGUGUGUGCAAAGCCCCAUCAAGAGCCGCAUUGAGGCGUUCGAGAAAUGUGCGUUUGGUAGCACUAUGACGACGAAGGCAGCGAGUGGUACACCGCAGGUGGCUCGUAUAUACAAAACCGUCAGCACGCCUACUAUGACUCCGCACUCCAUCGCAACUUUAGAUGCAUACGGGGCGGCCGGAGUUCGGUCAGCGAAUGCUGCUCGACCGAUGGGAAACACGGUGACUACUCCGAACAUAACCACGCAGCCAAUUACUAAGGCUUCCUCGGCCUCCAAGAUAUCGCAGAUGCGAAACAAAAUGCUUCAGCAUUACACACACUCUGUGGCUGCAAACGGCGGGGCCGGUGUGAGAGGACCCCAGAGUUUGUCCCGUGAGUCAAGCUGGGAUCGCGCUGCAACCGUUGCCCCUUCCACGAGUGGUGGAACGCUCUCGGCCGCAUCAUCUACCUCUUCGCUGCUCGAUGAAAAGAAGAAAAAGCGUGAAGAGAAGCAACGCAUAGCGGCUGAGCAGCGGGAGGCAAAGGAACGCGAGAAGCGUGAACACAUGGAGCGACUUCGACGGGAAAAGGAGGAAAAGUAUCAGAAACUGCUGCUGGAAAAACAGGAAAAGAUACGCCUGGAUGCAGCCAAGAAAGCCCGCAAGCUAGAAGAAUUCGAAAAGCGCCGCCAACAGGAGGAACAGCGUGCACUGGCCGAUCAGAAGCGGGAUGAGCUGGCCAAGCAACUCGAACAACAACGAAUUGAUCGCGAGCUUCUGGAAACACUGAAACAUAGCCAGAUGAAGGAAAACAACGAAAUCAAGCUGCAGAAGCAGAUGCACCAGCAGAAGCUGCGUCAACAGCAGCAAGCGGCGGCUGCCGCAGCAGCGAAGAAGAAAGCAGCGACUGGAAGUGGGCGCCGUGUCCAGCAAUUCACGUUCGAUAUGAUCGAAACUGAUGAUUCGACGGACGAGGAUGAGCCGACCGAUCCGUCCAAGAAAAACAAGCGUCCACCGCUUCCCGAGUGGUGCAAAAAUGAAGAGCAAUAUCGUAAAGAACUGAUGAUCCAGUCCAAGGUGGACACGAAGGUGAUCGAUCGAUUGUUUUCCGUGCAGCCCACAACGCCCGAUUUGCGCGAACUGUUCCCCUCGAUCGAUGCCCACAAGCUGAAGCGAAACUCGAGUGCCAUCUGGAGGACGCCGCCUCGCCCAUCCCAGAUUCCAUAAUCAGCUCAAUUCUAUUAUUAC
Anopheles darlingi is the source of this 3066-nucleotide messenger RNA. It is a transcript of the gene Incenp, whose product is annotated as histone-lysine N-methyltransferase, H3 lysine-79 specific. The transcript has 4 exons. The coding region runs from base 190 to 3045 and encodes 951 amino acids. NCBI's taxonomy places the organism in Eukaryota, Metazoa, Arthropoda, Insecta, Diptera, Culicidae. The record is from RefSeq and is a predicted model, not a curated record.